AUGAAAUUGCUGCAGAUUCUGGAGAAGGAUUACAAAAAGAAGACGUCGUGGAAUCGGUUGGAAGUCAUGAAAAAAUCGACGCUAGCCAGAAUUAUGAGAUGCUCGGUUAAUGAUGAUAUUCAAGGAUUGAUGAGGAUCGCUGAGAAUCAGACGAGGAUUCGGGCGUACGAUGAGAUUCUUCCGAUUUGCCUUCUUGUUCUGAGCAAAAGAUUCGAGGAAUUCCUGCGAACCGUCGAUGCUAUCAAUUCGGACAAGGCGUUGUCGAUUUUUCUAGGCAUUUGCAAUUUAUUGCGCGGAAUUCGAAGAGACGACAAUUCGAGCAACAUAAUGUGCUUAUUGGUGCUCAACACCCUUCGCCAAUGGAAAGAUGAGCGAAAAUUCGAUUCGAAGAGCCAUCAAAUUGCCGAUAUUUUCGAUUCGAUGAACACCAAAUUGACAUUUUCCGCGAGAAAUUGUCGAUUAGAAGACCUGAAUAUUUAUAUAAGUGACGCGGAUCGAUUGAAAAUUGAGAAGGAGCUCCGCAAAAUUGCGCCAUUUGAGGUGGCGCGACCGAGAAGGUCCGCAGGACCGAGAUAUGAUAUGGAGCUUCGUCUCGUCGCGCCGCUUCAAUCCAAUUGUCCUUCCGAUGAAUAUCGAGGCAAUCCGUUUCAACUUGACCAUAUUGAUACAGCGGACUAUAUGCGCAAAUUUUCGGACCAUUUGAAAACGGAAGAAUCGAUGUGGAUGAGAGUCAAAAAUACGAUGACAAGAGGCGACGAUGUGGAACGAUUCGCGGAGGAUUUGAUUCGAGAAUGGAAUUGGGAGGGACGAAUUCGAGAGAAUUUGGGCAAAAUGGAUCCCGAGGAGACGCAUCCCAUUGUUGGAGCAUGCUUGGAGGUGUUGGACCGAGAUCGUUUCGUCGAGCUGCUCACAUUCUGCGCGAUGUCGGUGUGUUCGCAAGGCCAAAAUCUCAUCGGCGCGUCGCAAUUCGAAUACGAGCUCGUCACGCCAAUUGUUCGCGAAUUGUGCAAUAUUUUCAAGAUCAAAGUCGGAUAUGACGAGAAAACGAUUUGGAAUAAGGUGUUCGGCACGUAUAUUCAAUAUUUCGAAGAUUCGGAAAAAUCGAGGAAACACACUCAUCGAGAAUGGUGGGAGAAGGCGUGCAAAUCAGCGAAUAUCAAGCCCGAUUAUCAGUUCGAAAUCGGCAAUCUUGACGCGAUGACACGAAAAGAAGUGUCGAGUGUGUUGUUCAAUGUGAUUCUGAAGAGCUGCGUUUUUCCGGUGUCGUCGAGAAACUCGAAGAAGUGCUCAUGGUGUCCGGCGUUCUCAUUCCGCGCGAUCGCGUUCGAAGAGGAAUCGCGUGUGGCGUCGGACGGCAAACGGCAGAAUCUCUCGCGAAUGCUCGCGAUUCACUCGCACCUCAUGUCGUUGUUCGAGGCGAAUCCGUUCGAGUUCAUCAUCUUCUCCACCGACACGCUGCCGCUGACAAUUCCGCCGAGGCCGUGGCUCGAUUACGGUAUCGGCGGGCCGUUGUACACGCAUCGAUUGGACAUUGUGCGCAAUAUGUACGAGUUCAAGGCGGUCAAUUUGAACGACGAGGCGAGAAAUCGGAUUCGCGAGCCGCAACAGGCGAGGCCGGUGUUUGACGCGCUCAAUCAGCUGGGAUCGACGCCAUGGGUGAUCAAUGAGAAGAUGUUGGAUGUUCUGAAAGAGGUGUUCGCUGAAAGUGGCAACAAGGCGUCGGAGGCGCUGCUCGACAAACUCGGCAUUCCGAUGCGAUCCGACACGAUCGCGAUUCCGGACUUUCAGCAAGAGUUUGGGAGGAACGCGCGCCGAGAGCAGCUGAAUGUUGAGAAAUGGAGAGAUUACGCUCGUCGGAAGGCGGAAGCCAUCAAAAUUCGCAACGAGAGCAAUUCGCUGUGGUGCUGGAUGCUCUAUCGCGUCGUGUUGGCCGACCAUUUUCGCGGUCGGACCCUCUAUUUUCCGCACAACAUGGAUUUUCGCGGACGCGUUUACCCGCUGUCGCCGUAUUUGUCGCAUAUGGGCGACGAUGUGAAUCGGUGUAUUCUCAAGUUCGCCAAAAAGCAGCCGCUCGGCGAGAAUGGACUCGAAUGGCUCAAAUUGCAUUGCAUCAAUUUGACGGGAACGAUGAAGCGCGCGAGCAUCGCCGAUCGAAUGCGCAAAGUUGAGGAGCUGAUGCCGACGAUUCGCGAUUCGGCGAGGAACCCGUUGAACGGCGAGAAAUGGUGGAUGGAGUCGGAGGAGCCGUGGCAAACGCUGGCCGCUUGCAUCGAGAUCGACGACGCUUUGAAGUUUGGCAGCGAUUCCUCGCAAUUUUUGAGCCAGCUUCCCGUCCAUCAGGAUGGCAGCUGCAACGGAUUGCAGCACUACGCGGCGUUGGGACGUGACCGAGAAGGCGGCACUCAGGUGAACCUGACCAAAUGCGAUCUACCCAAUGAUGUCUACUCGGAUGUUGCUAAACGAGUUGAGCAGAAGCGGCUGGAAGAUGAGCGUGGAAGGGGUGAGGAUAUGGUGGUGGCUCGGAAGUUGAGAGAGGCGCUGCCGCAGAAUGUGCCGAGGAAGGUGAUCAAACAGACGGUGAUGACAACGGUUUAUGGGGUGACGAUGUACGGAGCGGUUCAGCAGAUCAAGCGGCAACUCAAAGCGAUGAAUAUGGAUUAUGAUGAUUGCGCGUUAUUUGCCAGAUAUCUGGCGCGAAAGACGUUCUCCAGUCUCGAUGACGCAUUCAAAAGCUCGAUGGCCCUCAAAGAUUGGUUCCGAUUGUGCGCGAAAGGGACCAGCGAGUUGAUGAAGACCGUUGAAUGGAUCACACCGCUGGGAUUGCCCGUCGUUCAGCCGUAUUGUCGAAUUGUUGAGAGAAAGGGCAAACUGGUAUUGGCGCCGAUUCCGAUGAAGCAGAUCUCGGCAUUCCCGCCGAAUUUCGUCCAUUCGCUCGACUCGACGCACAUGAUGUUGACAUCAUUGAAUUGCGCGCGUCGCGGUUUGACGUUCGCCGCCGUCCACGAUUGCUUUUGGACGCACGCGAAUUCGGUGGAUGAGAUGAACGCGAUCUGCCGCCAACAAUUCAUCGAUCUUCACUCACAGCCGAUCGUCGAGCAAUGCUCCGAAUGGCUCAAAAAAACGUAUUUGACGGAGAGCAUGAGAAAGGUGCUUCCUGAGCACGAGCUAGAGAAGUAUGAGGACAUGUUCACGGUGAAGGUCGAGCCCGGAGAGCUCGAUAUCGAAGAAGUCAAAAAGUCGAUUUAUUUCUUCAGUUAG
Molecule: messenger RNA, 3258 nt
Organism: Caenorhabditis bovis
Lineage: Eukaryota; Metazoa; Nematoda; Chromadorea; Rhabditida; Rhabditidae
Source: the annotation of a GenBank genome assembly